Molecule: messenger RNA, 1643 nt
Organism: Bradysia coprophila
Lineage: Eukaryota; Metazoa; Arthropoda; Insecta; Diptera; Sciaridae
Product: pickpocket protein 28-like
Biological process (GO): sodium ion transmembrane transport
Cellular component (GO): plasma membrane
Molecular function (GO): ligand-gated sodium channel activity
Source: RefSeq, a predicted model, not a curated record
UAAAACUUAUGACGUCGAAAAUCCACAAAAUAGGGAGGAAUCACAAUUUUCUGCCGUUGAGAGCACAGUGUCGGAAUAUGUUCAAAAGAGCACCAUUCACGGUAUUGCGUAUGUUGGGGACGAUGAACGAAAUAAGUUCGAAAGAAUUUGGUGGUUCGUUAUGUUAAUCUGUUCAACCUUUGGUGCGUGCUAUUUAAUCUACCAAGCAUACAGAACAAUGAACGAAAAUCCAAUAAUUGAAAGCCCAGCAUUGAGUAAGGCUCCACUAUGGGACGUACCGUUUCCUGCUGUUACCAUUUGUCCUACGAUCAAAAGUGAACUCACUCCCUUCGCAUUGAACAAAACUAAUUGGCCGGAUUUUGCGCAAAAGUUUUUGCCAGAGAAUUUAACUGACCUGCCAGUAUCUUCAAAAAUAUUUCCUUCAAUUGUCCUAGAAAAUGUGUUGCUGCAGAGAAGCGAUCAGGAUAAUUACGACAUUUUAAGCCAGGCUUUGCCAGAUAUCAAUGUUAAAGUUGCUGGUUGGCAGGUAACAUUUAUUGAAAUAUACGGUGCUACCUUGCAAAAAACCAUAACAGCCAUUGGUGCUUGUGUAACAUUCAACAUGUACGACGAGAAAGACUUAUUGAGAGACGGUGUAAUUCCGAGUUCACUUGAUGAACUCACCGACAAGAAGGAACAAUUGUGGAGUCGAGAUUCUGACUUUACAAAAGGACUACCGGUAGAAGACUACACAUAUCCGCUUCGAGCGUUUACCGUUAACCAUGCGUUUCUCAUGCACUUCGACGUGAAUCAAACUGGACAAUUCAGUCAAUUCGAUUCACAAUUCACGUUAAUCUUUCAUGCACCUGACGAAGUUCCGCUUUAUUAUCGACACGCUAUAUACACCACCAUCAAAGCUGAAAAAUUUAGCUUCAUCGAAUUAACGCCGCAUUUAGUCGUAUCGGAAGGCAUCGAAAAAUACGAGCCGAACGUUCGCAAGUGCUAUUACACCCACGAGCGACAUUUGAAAUAUUACAAAAUCUACACCCAAAACCAUUGCGAAUCGGAAUGUCUCGUUGAUUACACUCUCGCCCAAUGUGGAUGCGUUCCUUACUUUAUGCAGCAUUUUAACGACACCAAAAUUUGUGGAACGGAUUUGGAUUGCUAUUGGACUGCGUUGCACAAACUUUUUUUACCCGAGUUCAAAGAUGACGGUACACAUGCUCUAAUUGACGAUUGCAAUUGCCUUCCAACAUGCACUCAGUUGUCAUAUACAAUUCAAGUGACCGAAUUGGUGCGGAAUCCAGAUGAUGGUGGAAGUGUGCUGCAAAUUAGGAACAAACUUCCAUUUUUUACGAAAAAUGUCCGCACCGAGCUGCAUAGUCUGAGUGAAUUCUUUUCAAAUUGUGGCGGCUCCCUUGGAUUAUUCCUUGGAGUGUCGAUCUUCAGCAUAAUUGAAUUGAUUUACUUUUGUACAGUUCGAUUGUAUUUGCACAGUAAACGGUCGGAUCGGCAAAAAGCUUCCGAAGAGACCAAUGAAUGAAAUAAUAUAAUAAAAGGAAUGACCAGUAAUAAUAGACUACAUUGGACGCGGCGAAUUUGUCACAGGGGUUUGGACCUGUUUCCGGUGUAGUUUAUUUUAUCGGUUGUUCCAUCCGGAAAGU